Panicum hallii is the source of this 825-nucleotide messenger RNA. Its product is annotated as germin-like protein 5-1. Gene Ontology annotation, molecular function: manganese ion binding. The record is from RefSeq and is a predicted model, not a curated record. NCBI's taxonomy places the organism in Eukaryota, Viridiplantae, Streptophyta, Magnoliopsida, Poales, Poaceae. Gene Ontology annotation, cellular component: cell wall. The transcript is spliced from 2 exons. The coding region runs from base 65 to 712 and encodes 215 amino acids.
ACGAGCUACUCUUGUUUGCUCGUCAACAAGUUAACCCAUCAGCUUUACAUCAGUAUCAACAAUCAUGGCGAGCGCAUUGCUGCUGGCGGUUGCUGCCGUGAUUGCUCUCGGCGCCGGCCAUGGCGCCGCCUUCGACCCCAACCCUCUCCAAGACUUCUGCGUCGCCGACACGACAUCGAAAGUGCGCGUGAACGGGGUCCCGUGCAAGGACCCGGCGACGGUCACCCCGGACGACUUCUUCUUCGCCGGCGUCGACCGCCCCGGCGGCGCGGCGAGCCGGCGCUACGGGUUCACGGCGCUGCCCGUGCAGAUCCCGGGCCUGAACACGCUCGGCGCGUCGCACGCGCGCGUCGACGUGGCCCCCGGCGGCGUGUUCCCGCCGCACUACCACCCGCGGGCGUCGGAGACGGCGGUGGUGCUGGACGGCGCCGUCUACUUCGGCUUCGUCACGUCGUACCCGGACAACAGGGUCUACGCCAAGGUGCUCCGCAAGGGCGACGUCUUCGCCGUGCCGCAGGGGCUCGUCCACUUCCUCUACAACAACGGCACCGCGCCCGCCGCGCUCUACGCCACGCUCAGCAGCCAGAACCCCGGCCUCGUGCUCCUCGCCGACGCGCUCUUCGGCGCCGGCCUCCCUGACGACCUCCUCGCCAAGACGUUCCUCACCGACCUGGACACUGCCCACAAGAUCGGAGCAAAGUUCCGGUCGUAGGAGAUGACAAUGUUUCUCUAGUUUCCAACUUGUUCAUGUAAUUUGCAAUAAACAUGUGGCCGAUCGAAUCGCGACUGCUUGAAUCAAUGACAACUAGUCAUGCUAAUUUUACA